This is a messenger RNA of Fraxinus pennsylvanica, 375 nucleotides long. The record is from the annotation of a GenBank genome assembly. NCBI's taxonomy places the organism in Eukaryota, Viridiplantae, Streptophyta, Magnoliopsida, Lamiales, Oleaceae.
AUGUUUCAGAUCUCAACACCCAAUAUAUACGACGAUGAUUACAGCAGAUAUUACAACGGAAACUUACCACAGUUAGAAGAGCUUCUAAUGCCUCCAACGCAGCCACCUUCACAGAUAAUUCGGCUGGUAUUUGGGGCAUGGCCACUUCCAAACUAUCUCUAUCAGGUUGUUCCUGAAGGGAUUCUGUCGUACUUGCCUGCUUCCUUUUUCCCUGUCGAGAUUGUGGCAGUGUCUCCACUCCACAGAGGCAUUAGCAAAACUCAUGCAUUUCCUCUCAUCACCAAAAGAUUCCAAAUCGAUAAAUGCAUUAAUAACAAUUUCCUGGCUCAGAUGUAUUGCAACCCCUGUUCAAAGCAACCAAUAGUGAGAAAAUGA